AUGCAAUCAUCGAUAGCUGUGGGAACGGAAGAACAGGAGGGAGAUUUUCUGUCGGCGAUGAAGACAUUCGAUUUCGUGAUCAUCAACGAUGAUGAUCCUGAGCUUGAUCUUCCGUCCCAAGUAACGAAUCCACCAAACUUCACAGCCCCAAGCAAUGUGCAUCCCCAAGUUCUAAGACCGUCUUCUCAACAACCCACCGUAGAAACGCUCCAGUCUCUUGGCAUUAAAGUGCGAGAUUUUGCGUAUGAAAGUACUUUGCCACCCAUCGCGCCUGUUCCGCGGGUUCCGCGGCAAACUCAACCUAGUGCAAGACCGCUGAAACGUACCAGAGGGGACUUGGAAGAAGAGGAUAGAAUGCCAUCGCAUUCCUCACGCCCACAAUUUGGAUGCGAAGCCACCAAUGCUGGCAUACAAGCAAGCAGCAAGCCCGAGUCUCUUGCGCGAAAAGCCACUGAGCCACUUGAAUUUAACUCUCCGCCCGUUUCAAAGCGCACUAUGGGAUGCGCAGACUUGAGCAGACCUGUUUUAUUUGGAAGCCAACUACCGUUCCGUACGCCCCGUCGCGCCCCUAAAACCCGCCGCACCCCUCCGAGAAGAUCCUCCACAACUCCGCUGACAUCCCCCCUGUUCGGGUCGCCAUCAGAAGAGCCAUCUCAGGGGGCAUCACAAGAGUCGGAGUUAGUGAUGACACCUGCUGGACCCGUAUCUUGGCAUAUUGAAGACACCAGCUCAAUACCCGUUUCGCAAAUGGACACAGACUUGUUGGCUUUUGUACCAGAAGAAAUAUCUUAUUCCCAGCUAGGGCUUUCCCCACAGUCUUCGCAACCUGCCACGUCGCUUUCUACUUCUAUGCGGUCUCCUGUCACCCCUAGUCACGUUUCAUGUCAGGCAGUUGAUACUUUCGAGUCGUCACAUCUUAUUCCACAAAUACCAAAUUCCCGUCGGGAACCCAAGCGUGGCAUGAAAGUUUCGACGACCAAAAAUUCUACCCAGACGUCCCCCCGUUACCUCCUCCGUCGACGAUCCCUGCUGUCUGUUCACGCUCCCACACGUUCACGGUAUCCCCAUCCACUCACUCCCACAAAGAAAGGAAGCCCGAAGGCUUCUCCGCAACCUCGCUGCAGACGCUUGCAGCGGCCUGUGCUGUCCAGGUGA
Molecule: messenger RNA, 1155 nt
Organism: Suillus subaureus
Lineage: Eukaryota; Fungi; Basidiomycota; Agaricomycetes; Boletales; Suillaceae
Exons: 2
Coding region: 1-1155 (384 amino acids)
Source: RefSeq, a predicted model, not a curated record